Molecule: messenger RNA, 1461 nt
Organism: Rotaria sp. Silwood1
Lineage: Eukaryota; Metazoa; Rotifera; Eurotatoria; Philodinida; Philodinidae
Source: the annotation of a GenBank genome assembly
AUGGACGAAUUCGAUUCAAAAUCUACAAUAUUACGAUUUUGUUCCUUUCAAAAAAGACAUUUUUCGGAUUUGAUCGGUUUGGAAAUCGAGAAGCUCUUAAUUGAAUUACAGGUGUCUGAUAAAGUUACCAGUAUCACGUGUGAUGGUGCACCAAAUAUGAUUAAAAUGUUCGAUUAUUUAUCUCGUUCUGAUAUAACACGUAUUCGAUGUCAAGCACACGUUUUGCAUCUUGUUGUGUGCAAUGGUCUUGGUCUCUGGAUGGAGACAAAAAAAAAGAAAAACGUUACAACAAAUGAAACAAACUUACUCGAUUCUGAAAUACGGCUUAGUCAUUCUUUAAAGAAAAUCAAUAUAAUUGAUGAUGAACAAUUAAUUGUUGAAGUAAGUGAUAUUGAAAAUGAUCGUGAACUUACUGAACCAGAUAAUGAAAAUGAAGAUUCAAAUGAUGAAGAAGAUAAUAGUAUUGCUGAAGGUGAUAGUGGUGGUAAUUCUUUAGAUGAAUAUGAAUCAAUUUCAGAAAAUAGUGAAUGCGAUAGUGAACAUUCAGCUGAAGCCUUGAAGGAUAAUUUUGAAGUUGAAGUUGAUAUAAACUCCAAUGAUAGUUCUGAUUCAUCAUCAACACAACUUGAUACACAUAUUUCUUUAAUUGUCGAAAAGAGUCGGCAGCUUAUUGGUCUGAUAAAAGAUUCUUCAAUUUUAUCAUCAUUUAUAAAUAGAAAAGCUAAUGAAUAUAAUCAAUACAGUAAUAGUAAAAUUAAACGUUCGUUAAUAUUGGAUGUAGGUACUCGUUGGAAUUCAAGUUAUAAAAUGUUAGCUACUAGAGCCAUUAGUGGUAGUGAUUAUCCGAUGAUAGGCAUUACAUUUUAUAUUUUUCAUCGUCUUGAAAAAGAUUUCUUAUCAAAAAUUAUUCCAACAGAUGAUCCAUUAUUUAAUAAUAUGAAAAAAAGUUUAUUAAGUAAAAUGAUUUAUUAUACUAUGGUGCAAGAUCCAUUGCAAACAAAAACAAUUAUGUUCUAUGGGUACUUUGAUCCAUAUGCUAUAUCAGUUAUGACAAAUACUGAAAUUAAUACACUAGAAAAUGAAAUAAAAUAUAUAAUUCGUCAUAAAACAUCAAAUAGUUCAACACAAGCAUCAUCAACAACAUCUUCAAAUACAACUGGAUUAUCAAGAACAGAAAAAAAUUUUAAAAAAUCGUUACUCAAUUAUUUUGUUGAUUCAUUAGCUGAUGAAGAUAGUCAACAGAAAUUAGCUGGCGAUUAUGUAUCAACAUCACCUGAUUCAUAUAAUCCUGUCCAAUUUUGGAAGGAAAACAAAUCAUUGUUACCUAAUUUGACACCACUUGCACAAAAAUAUUUAGCUUCUCCUAGUACAAGUACAAAAUCUGAAUCAGCAUUUAGCAUAUCUGCUUAUUAUGGACGUAAACAACGAGCUCGACUUUCUUCAGUAAAUCUUGGCGGUUAA